Megalobrama amblycephala (Wuchang bream) is the source of this 2231-nucleotide messenger RNA. RefSeq lists its product as uncharacterized. The record is from RefSeq and is a predicted model, not a curated record. Gene Ontology annotation, molecular function: GTP binding. Bases 304 to 1869 code for a protein of 521 amino acids. NCBI's taxonomy places the organism in Eukaryota, Metazoa, Chordata, Actinopteri, Cypriniformes, Xenocyprididae. The transcript has 3 exons.
AAUGAAAGUUCUGAUUGGUUUUUGAGUAUUUAAAACUUGUCUAUUCUGCCCGUUCCUUCAGUUCUGGUAUGUGUUGCAUAUUAAACUGACUGAAAAGUGCUGGAUCAAACUUCAGCUCUCUCAAGCUGUUCGACCUUUGGGUUACAUUCAUUACUCAUUAUGAGUGGACACACGAUCCCUGCUAUGGCUGUAGCAGAAUCACACGAGCAGAAUCAAAAGUGAAACUUUCACUUUACAAAGUGAAAGCAAAGAAAGAGGUUUCACUGUCAGUGCCGUUAAAUGAAACGAUCGUACUUUUGAAUAAUGAAACUAAACAGGACAGAACCAAAAUGGCUCUUCACACUGAUUCUUGCAUUUCACAUCACAUCUGUACAGAUUGAAGCUUCUCAUGAUGAUGAUGUGAGAAUCCUGAUUGUGGGAAUCCGAGGUGACUCCAGAUUCAGCGCUGCAGAUAUUCUGUCAGGAAGGACAGACGGUGGACAGGAGGACAGAGAGAUUGUAAAGACUCCAGUAAUUACAGACGAGGGUCGUAGAAUGAUGCUGGUCACUGGACCAAACCUCUGUGAGGAGGACACAGCGAGACAGAGCUUCACAACAGCGCUGUUCCUCUCGUCUCCUGGACCUCACGCCGUUUUAAUGGUCCUGAAUCUGGAAGAUGAAGAAUCAGAACAGUGUGAUGUUGUGAAACGAGCCCAGGAGCUGCUGGGAGCAGAAGUUCUGCAGUACUGCAUUGUUCUUCUGCACCAGGAACGUUUCACAGGAGCGUCCAGAGGGAUCGCUGGAGAAAUGAUCGACGCAUGUGGAGGCAGAUUUCACAUGAUAAGAGACUCUAAACCUAAAACAGCAGCUCUCGUAGCGGAAAUAGACAAGCUAGUUUGGCUCAAUGGAGCAAAACGUCACUCAACAUUGAUUGAGAAACAACAGUUACAGUCAGAAAAGCUGGACCUUUUGAAAAAACUACAAGAAAUAGAAAAAAUCCUUAAAGAAAAAGCCAAUCAAAAUGUAAAUUAUGAAAAUCUGUUCUUAUCUAUAUAUGACACUCUAGGAGGAGCAGUUGGAAUUGUAGGAUGGAUUUUCCUCAUUUCACUUGCCGUACUUGUUAUUUACACUAAAGGAAAUAACAAACCUUUGAACUUUGGGGCGAAAUUUGCUGUACUUGUAUUGCUUAUGGUCUAUCUAAGAUAUGUUCUGAGUCCAGAUGUUGCUGUACCGCUAAAUUUGGCUUUGAUAACAUCACUAGCAACAGUACUUACAACAGACCCCAAAUCAAUCUGUUUCCCAUUUCUGGUGGGUUCAGCUCUGGUCUUUGGGACUAUUAUCAGUGUCAGGUCGUGGUCAGAUGUGCUCAUAGCAUGUCACGCUGCUCCUGGAGUCACAUAUGGGGCUGUUAAACUCUCAUUUUCCAAAAAAACUAUUAGACAUGAAUCUCCUGUCUUUGCACUCUGGUCAUUUAUGUGUUGUACCAUUGGGGCGACACUCUCAAUGGGGUUUGUGACUGUGUUUGCUCUGCUUGAUGUGAAGAUGACAAUAAUGCUGCUAAUGUUUGGAUUUACAAUGGUAUGUUGGCAUUUAAAGAGUGAAACUCUACAGGAUGUGAUCGGUUCAACUGUUCUUACACUGUUUUUUUCAUGUGGUUGUGUGCUCAUUGGUUCAGUCUUUCUUUUUUUUGGGCUGAUGAUGAGUUUUCUCAAAGUACUAAUACAAAGCUUGGUCAGUUCUUACUUAUUUUAUGUAGGAUUACUGUUAAUAGUAGUAAUGCACCAAAUUUUCAGAAACCAAACAAUUUUGGCCGUAACAGCAAUUUUCGGUUUGGGCCGAAAUGGUUUUGGAGGGCCAAAAUCAUUGCCCAAAACAGUGACGUUUAAGUAGAGCUUCUCCAAUUUGAAUCAAUAUUGAUGUUUUUUUAAAUCACGAAAUUUUAUGCUGCCUUCACGUGUUAUCGGAAAUUUGAUAAUUCCCAUUUCUGAAGUCGUGAUUACGAGCUAAUCGUUUAAAAAUGGGAAGGCGUUCAAUGUGCAGUUUUUACAUAGGAAACUUGUAUUUACGAUAAUUCAGAGAGCACAUGAAGGUAGCAUUAGUCUAUGCUGUUUUCUGUUGAUGCAUACACAUUAAAGGUGAUAAAGAGGAUCUUUUCGUCGACUGAGAAACCAAAGACUAUUUUUGAAAUGAGCGCAUGCGUAAGAACAGCCCCCCUCCUUCACAGCUCAUUUAGAGGGAACGCCUCACAAAAC